AAGACUGCGAUGUGAAGAAAUAAAACAAACAAAAACUGAAACCACGUGCCUUAAACAAAACGCAGCGACACAAGUGCCUACUAGAGAUAGAAGACGAACGAAACGAGAAACGAAACUUAGUUUAUAGACGUCAAGCGACCCGCAGUCACCGCAAGCAUUGGCGGGCGCGUGACGCUCCCUGCGCGAGCGCGUCGAGAGAGCCCUCCAGGACAACUGGCGGCGGCUGACCGCGGCCCAUACUGACACAACCCCCCACCGGACAAGACAACGCUCGUUCAGCUGCGAGAGACGCAGGCGCAGGCCCAGCGCGCUCUCUCUAGACCUACAGCCCGAGGACAGACCCUACCACACUGCCACUAUACACAAAGCCCACUCCCUAAGCAAGAUGGCGACGCUCUCCCUCAAGAUAUCGCUCAACAGCGGGCAGGUGGUGAAGACCAUCCAGUUCGACCCGGCUACCACGGUGUACGACGCCUGCCGCGCCAUCCGCGAGAAGAUACAGGAGGCGCACGAGAGCGAGCCGAAAGAGUUCGGCCUCUUCUUAGCAUCCGAGGAGGACCCCAAGAAGGGCAUCUGGCUGGAGCCGUCGCGGAGCCUCGACUACUACAUGCUGCGGAACGGAGACCUGCUGGACUACAGCAAGAAGACCAGGAACCUGCGCGUCAGGAUGCUUGACGGAACUGUCAAAACCCUAUUGGUGGACGACAGCCAGAUCGUAGCCAACCUGAUGGUCGUCAUUUGCACCAAGAUCGGCAUCACCAACUACGACGAGUAUGGCCUGGUCCGCGAAGAACAGAAGGAGGAGCCGGAUCCGUGCGAGAAGCCCAACUACGGCACCCUCACGCUUCGCAGGAAGCACCACGAGAAGGAACGAGACGCCAAAAUGGAACAGCUCAGGAAGAAGCUGCGGACUGAUGAUGAAGUGAACUGGGUGGAACCAGCCAAGACGCUCCGCGAGCAAGGCAUCGACGUCUCAGAGACGCUUCUCCUGCGCCGCAAGCUGUUCUUCUCAGACCGGAACGUGGAUUCCCGCGACCCUGUCCAGCUUAACUUGCUGUACGUCCAAGCCAGAGAUGCUGUGCUGGACGGGACGCAUCCCGUCACGCAGGAUAAAGCAUGCGAGUUCGCCGGCAUCCAGUGUCAGAUCCAAUUCGGAGACCACAAGGAGGACAAACACACGCCCGGAUUCUUGGACCUAAAAGAGUUCCUCCCGGCGUCGUACGUGAAAGUAAAAGGAAUAGAGAAGAAAAUCUUCAAGGAACAUAAGAAACACGUCGGUCUCAGCGAGCUGGAUGCUAAAGUUUUGUACACCAAGAGCGCUAGAGAUCUGAAGACUUAUGGAGUCGCUUUCUUCCUUGUCAAGGAGAAAAUGAAAGGCAAGAACAAACUGGUGCCGCGUCUCCUCGGAGUCACGAAAGACUCUGUUCUUCGUUUGGAUGAGAAAACCAAGGAGAUUCUGCAGACCUGGCCUCUUACCACCGUGCGUCGCUGGUGCGCCAGUCCUAACACAUUCACGCUGGACUUUGGAGACUACAGCGACCAAUACUACUCAGUGCAGACAACCGAAGCGGAGCAGAUCCUGCAAGUGAUCGCAGGCUACAUCGACAUCAUCGUGCGCAAGCAGCGCGCCAAGGACCACCUCGGGAUCGACGCCGAUGAAGGCUCUGCCAUGCUGGAAGACUCCGUGCAGCCUUCCAAAGCCAACAUCAUCCAGCACGACACGUUUGUCUCUGGCAAAGUCAACACGGAAUCCGUGGCCAAACCUGCUGUGCACCGGCCUGGCGCUGAAGGCGCGAAGUCUUUCGCCGUCGGACACAUGACGGGCGCACAGCAGACCACGGUGUCCGGACAAGUCAUCACGGGACACACGCCGCCCGCGGCCGCACAAGUACAGCAGACGAAGGUGACCACGGUCAUGACAGAACCACAGAGGGCUCUGCUAUCCACCAUCACUUCGGGACGCGAGGUCAUCGAGCGCGCUGAGAGCAGGCUCACCAGGGCCAACAUCCCAGAGUUGGGCGGAGAUGCAGCCUCCAUCAAGUGGAAGCAGGUCACCAUGGACAGCAGCAAGCAGGCCGUGACGUCACACAUCGCCGCCAUGAACGCGGCCACCGCGCAGGUCGUCACACUCACCUCAGGUCCAACCGAAGAAGUAGACCACACAGCAGUAGGUGCAGCCAUCACUACCAUCACCACCAAUCUUCCCGAGAUGACCAAAGGCGUGCAGAUGAUCGCGGCGCUGAUGGAAGACGAUGGAGACAGACUGCUGGAUGCUACCAGGAAGCUGUGUGUGGCUUUCUCGGAUCUGCUGACGGCUGCUGAGCCGGAGACUAAGGAGCCGCGCCAGAACCUUCUCAACGCAGCUUCCCGCGUCGGCGAAGCCUCCACAUCCGUCCUGCACACCAUCGGCGAAGAGACCGAAGAAGACAAGGAGACCCAGGACAUCCUGCUCUCCCUGGCUAAGGCCGUGGCCAACACGACAGCGGCGUUGGUCCUCAAAGCCAAGAACGUGGCGGCCGCGUGUCGCGACGACCCGCCGCUGCAGAACCAGAUCAUAGCUGCUGCUACUGAUGCUGCCCUCGCUACGAGUCAGCUGGUGGCUUGUGCUAAGGUGGUAGCCCCAACGCUACACAGCGCGGCCUGCCGCGAGCAAGUCGUCAGCGCGGCCCGAGCGGUCGCCGGCGCGGUCGAGCGGCUGCUACAAGCGGCGCCGCCUGCCGCCGCCGCACCGCACCGCCUGCCUGACGCGGCGAAACGGGUCACUGACGAGCUGGAUCGCUUGCUGGCUCACUGCACGCUCGAGCGCCACGCCCAAGCGACAGUGACCGAGCGAACAGUGGAGACAGUAAUGACGGCAUCCGAGCGAGUGGUGGGCGCCGGCGACGCUACUGAAAUGGUGCGACAUGCCAGACAGCUGGGACAGGCUACAGCGCACCUUAUCACUAAUAUUAAGACGGAGGCAGAGAGCCAGCCUUCGGAAUCGCAGCGCAAGUUGUUAGCAGCCGCCAAGCUGCUGGCCGAUGCCACUGCCAGGAUGGUGGAAGCUGCUAGACAGUGCGCUUCGUCGCCACAGGACCGCGAGAAGCAAGACGCCCUCCGCAAGGCAGCAGAAGAAGUUAGAUACAUUACGGCGGACUACGCGCAAGGACAGGACAUUAUCGGCUCUCAAGUCGCGCGGUUACAGGAAAGCGCCCGGCAAGCUGCUUCAAGCGCCAACCAGAUGAUAACGUCGGCGCAGAAUGCCACUCAGUACAAUACCAACAAAUACUCGCAGGAGACGCUCCUCCAAGAGUGCCAGACGCUAAGUUCCCAAGUCCCGCGCGUGCUGGACGCGGCUCAGGCGUCCAGCACGAGGCCCGGCGCCGCCGCCGCCCAGCUCGACCUCAUCUCAGCCUCCGAAGCCUUGCUACAGUCAAGCGGCCACGUAAUCGCAGCGUCGCGCGCAGUACUGCCAACAGUGCAGCAAGGCCACGCCGGCAAGCAUCUAGCUGGGAGCACGCAGCGCCUCGCCACCAGCUGCGCCGAGCUCAGGUCGGCCGUCAGCCGAGCUCGCAUCUCGUGCAAGGGCUUGGAGCUGGACGCGGCGGCGGAGAUCAUCCGCAGCUUGCAAGCCGAGCUGGAUGAGCUGGACCGAGCGGCCAAGGCUUUCGAGCUGCGCCCGCUGCCUGGACAGACGGAGGAGUGGGCAUCAGCAACAAUGCGCAACGCCGCUCGCUCGGCAGCGUCAUCGACGUCUCAGCUGGUAUCCAGCUGCCGCCUCGGAGCGGGCGAGGGCUGCGGCCGAGCGGGCGGCGAGCUGGCGGCGGCGCUGCGGGACUUCAGCGGCGGCGUGAGAGCAGCGGUGGCCACGCAACCCGAGCCACACAGGAGGGACAGGGUGAUAUCCUCCGGACGCCAAGUGCUGACGUCAUCGCUGACGCUGGUGGAAACUGUCAAGACGUAUCUCUCGAGCUCGGAGCAGAUGGACACCGCGCAUAUCGUGUCCAUCGCCAAGGACAUUUCCGAGCGCCUAGAAUCCACAUUGGAGGCGGUCCCCUCGCAGACAGAGCUGGAUGCAGCGGCUGAAAACAUCAACGAGACCCUCAAUAUACUGAACAUGGGAGAGUUUCCGCCUUCUGACAAGAGCUAUGGCGAGCUGCAAUCAGAACUGAACACAGCGGCAGUAGAACUCAACACGGCAUCGUCUGACGUGGUAGGCGGAGUGGAUAAGCCACAACAGCUGCGAGCCAGCGGCCGCCAGUUCGGCGAGGCCUACAACCGGCUCAUAUCAGUCGCUAUGGAGAUGGCAGGACAGACUGAGGACCGCGAGACCCAAACCCUCAUGGUGACUUCCAUGAAGUCGGUGACAGUGAACUCGUCCAAGCUGCUGGCCACCGCCAAGUCCGUCAGCCAGGACCUCGCGCGGCCCAAUGCCAACAACCAGCUCACCGCUGCUGCGAGAGCAGUCACUGACAGCAUUAAUAGGCUGGUGGAUGUGUGCACAGAAGCGGCUCCAGGUCAAAAGGAAUGCGCGGCGGCCAUCUUGCGCAUCCGAGGCGCUGCGCCGCUUCUGGCCGCGCCCACGCAGCCACUGUGCGAGCUCGGGUACUUCGCCUGCCUGGAUGCUGUGCUGGAGCAGAGCAAGGGACUCAGCGAGGGAAUGUCCGGCAUAGCAAGCGCGGUGAAACGCUCGGAACACGAGCAGUUUGCUCGCUCAGUCGGCUCCGUCGCCGCCGCCGUCACAGGGCUCGUGGAAUGCACAGCGCAGGCCGCUUACCUGGUGGCGAUAUCCGACGAGACGAGCGCGGCCGGGCGACCAGGCCUAGUCGACCAGGCGCAGUUCGCGCGGGCCGCUGCCGCCAUCGACCUCGCCUGCAGGCAGCUGGCCGACCCUGCCAGUACGCAGCAGCAGGUGCUAUCAGCAGCGACAGUGGUAGCCAAGCAUACAUCAGCUCUAUGUAACGCAUGCCGCGUGGCCUCAUCCAAGACUCAAGAACCUCAAGCUAAAAGACACUUCGUGCAGGCUGCUAAAGAUGUGGCCAACUCUACUGCAGCUCUUGUGAAGCAGAUUAAAGCUCUUGACAGCGAUUAUAGCGAGGAAAACCGCGCCCGCUGCGCCGCUGCAACCGGUCCUUUGCUAGAAGCCGUGCGCGGCCUAGUCUUGUUCGCGGACCGACCAGAAUUCGCCAGCGUGCCCGCUCGAGUUUCACAGCAAGCACGCGCUUCGGUGGAGCCUAUACUACAGUGUGGCAGGAGCAUAAUAUCGUCGUCCUGCUCGAUGCUGGAAGCAGCCAAAGUUCUCGCUCUCUCGCCGCAGGAGCGAACGCAGUGGCAACAACUAGCUGCGCAUAGCAAGACCGUAUCCGACAGCAUCAAGGCGCUCGUCACCGACAUCCGGGACAAGGCGCCAGGCGUGAAAGAGUGCACGGCAGCGCAAGAGACACUAGCGCGGCUGUUACGAGAACUCGACACCGCCGCCAUCCAGGCAGUUGGACAGGAGCUUGCGCCGCGACAGGGGAACACGUGGCAGGGUUACUCGGAGCAAAUCGAGAAUAGCGCCACAGAAAUGCUGGAGCGCGUGGAGCCGCUUCGAGUGGCCGCUAUAGGCGAGGCUGAGAACUUGGGACACGCCGUCACGCAGCUGGUAUCAUACGCAGAAGCAACGUGCACGGGCGCAGUGAGCCUAGCGUCGCUAGUGACGCAAUCAGAUGCACAGGCGGCGCUUCUACAACACACUCGCACUGUAUUAGAGGCAGCCAUGGCGUUAUUGCGAGCCGCCGCCGCUGCACGAGGCAACCAGAGGGCCGUGUCAGCCCACAGCGAGGUCAACGCCCAAUCCCAGCUGACUCGCUCGUCGCUGAGCGAACUGAGCGCGUUCGUCCGCUCACUGAGUACUGAGCGCGGCGCCGUCGGCCCACUGCUGGAGUCGCUCGCACGCUGCCAGCAGCGACUGGCUGAGAACAGGAUGUCUCUGAUCGCGUCGUACGACGAGAACGACUCGUUUGUUGACUACCAGGCGCGUAUGAUCGCGGCUGCCAAGGAGAUCGCGCGACUCGCCACAGACAUGACGGCGAAGUCAGCCACCGACGCCAGUCGUCUGGUGCAGCUGGGCAGCGAGAUGGUGCACAAGUACGAAUCAUUGGCGCAGGACAGCUUGGGAGCCGCCGCUACUACGCCCAACGCAGACGUCGCUAACAGCAUCCGCUCCGCAGUGGUGGAGCUAGGAGAGAGUGUAUCGGAGUUAGUUCGUGCGGGAGGCCACUGCCGACUUGCUGCGUUGCCGCAGAAUCAACGAGCCGUCGCGCAGCACGCACAGCGGGUCAGCGAGAAGGUGAUAGCAGUGCUCAGCGCUCUCCAGUCGUGUUCCCGCGGCACUCAAGCUUGCAUCGACGCGGCUGCCACCAUCGCUGCCAUUAUUGGCGACCUGGACACCACCAUCCUGUUCGCUAGUGCUGGCACGCUCCACUCUGAGAAAGAAACAGACACGUUCUCAGACCACCGCGAGAGCAUCCUGAAGACGGCCAAGACUCUGGUGGAAGACACCAAGACGCUGGUCGGCGGCGCCGCCGGCUCGCAGGACCAGCUCGCCGCCGCCGCCGCUGCCGCCGUCAGCACUAUAGUGCAACUAUGCGAAGUGGUCAAACAAGGCGCCAUGUCCCUCGGCUCCGGUAGCCCCGAGUCCCAAGUUCUAUUACUACACGCGGCACGCGACGUCGCCGCAGCAUUGAGAGACUUGGCCGCUGCCACCACGGCGGCCAGUGGCAAGCACCACCACCACCCUGAUAUGGCACGGCUGAAGCAUGCUGCUAAGCGGCUGGCGGACCACACGAAGCGGUGGAGCCUCCCCCUAAAGCGUAACACGCUGCCGCGUCAAGCGAAACGGCUGUCAGUCCAUCUCUCUCUAAAGCCCGACUACAACUCGUGCGAUUCCGAGACCGAUCUCUUCCAAUCGGACCAAGAGGAAGAAUUGCUCAAGCUUCUAGACUAUUCCAGUCAAGAUGAUGAUGUAUCCCCAUCGGUCUUCCACGAUAAUUGUGAAGAAGUGACUGCGUACAUCGAAAAUUUAAUGAAGAAUCCAACAAAAACUGUCAUAGAUGACGAUGUCAAUGACAGAUACAAUAUGGCGGCUAGGAAUAGCUUGAUAGAUAUGGAUUGGCGCGUGCUUAAGUACGGCGAGAAUAUACUACUGGGUGAAAUUAAGAAAUUGGUUGAUUUCGUUGGUGAUGUCUUCGAUAAGCAAGAAAACAAGCGAAAGAGAGAUGUCUUGUACAGACUUAAAGCUAAUAAUGACCUGGACAACGAAAUGCAAAGGCUUUCUCAAGUUAUAGAGGAUAUGGAUUCCGAAAUUGUUGAGACAACAGUCACUACUGUCACUAAAACAGAAAUAGUGCCGACGAAGAAGCCAAAGACCGAUGACGUUAAAUUAACCAGUCCAGUGUUCAAAGUCAAUAAAGUUAGACCAGUGAAUCUUUCAAUCAAUUUGGAUGUCAAAUCUGAACCAAACACACCUCUGAUGAGUCCCGAACAGAGACAAAAAGAUGAAUCCACUGAACUAGUUGUCAAACCUGACGUCAAAACAAAGGAAGUCAAGUUAGACUUUUGGAAAAUGUUCAAAGACGACUCGGAGUGGUGGAAGGGACUGGCCAAAAGAAAUUUGGAAAAAAUGGAAGAGACAAAACGAGAAUUGGCCAGAUUUAGCGGCCACGAACUAGUUUUGGGUGAAUUCCAAAAUGAGAUAGAUAGAUUUGAAAAAGAGAAGGUUACGUUGCAGUCGUUUAUCGAUGAAGUCGACAAAUCGAAAGCUGUCAACAAGGACUUGGAAUACGAUAAGAAAUACGAGGAUAUGGUCUUGAAACUGAUUGAAUUCGCAAAGAAAGAUUUCAUUUACAAAGGUUUCGAUCCUCUCAUCGAACAGCUAAAGCAGUUGUCUAACAUCAAAAUCGAACAUCGUAGAAAGAAAGUCAAUAUACAAGACAUCAUCAACAUAUACACUCAAAUAGAUAUAUCCAAAUACACAUACGAAGAAUUGUGUCUACUAGAAAAGUAUUACAAAGAGAUUAUUCGCAAAUACAAAACGGAGCAUUUGAAUAAAGAAAACAUAAUACCAAGAGAGCCAAGCUACGACAGAGAGGUUGAAAACAGAUCAGCGCCGCCAUCUUACCACAGAAACGUCAUUCUAAACAUCCAUUCCAGUCAAAACCUAACCAAAAACAUAAACUCCUACUCAAACUCGAUGAUAGCUCACACAAACUCCUUAGAAAGGUCUAAAUCCAACCAGCACAAGUCUAGAAACAACACAGAAAUCUUCGACCUGACUAGAACGUACCCUAUGGAAUACUACGCGAAUAACUGGUGGUCGAUAUACGAAGACAUUUUGAAGAGUCGCGAGCACCAAUUCGGUUCUAUAGACAACUGGUGGCGAUUCUAUGAAGCUAUACUAAAUAAAGAAGAUACAAAUGAUGAGGAAUUAAGAAGACUCCGCGCUGUGGUUGGAUACAGGAACAGUCUUCGAAGACCGAACAGUAGACUGGGUGAUCUCAUGAAGAAAAUAGACGAAGUGAAAACGCAGAGUUUCCGAGAAGAAGAAAACGUUCGAAGCACCAACGAUCAAUCGGUGAUGGUGACCAAUGUGACGUCACUGCUGAAGACCGUCAAGGCUGUGGAAGACGAGCACACCAGAGGGACGAGGGCCCUCGAGUCGACCAUAGAAGCUAUCUCGCAGGAGAUUGAGGUCCUUCUAUCCGACUCGCCGCCCAAAGGCACGGCCACCGCCGAGGAGUUGGUGCGCUGCACUCGCCAGAUGACCACCGCUACUGCAAGAGCAGUUGCUGCCGGUAACGCCAACAAGCAAGACCAGCUGACAGCAGCUGCCAACCUUGGCAGGAAGACUGUGGUGGACCUGCUGGUGGCUUGCAAGGCCGCAGCCUACACAGCGGAGAGCGAAGAAGUGCGCACGCGCACGAUCGAAGCCGGCGCCGCAGCCGCCAGCGCCUACCGCGCCUUGCUGACUGCGGUGCUCAACGCCGUCGGUGGCGCCGACAAGCAACACUUCCCCGAGCUGUCUAGAAGAGUCGCCCACGCUGUGGCUGACAUUAUAGCUGCUGCGGAACUGCUUAAAGGAUCGGACUGGGUGGACCCAGCAGACCCGACUGUGAUAGCGGAAAGCGAGCUACUGGGUGCGGCGGCGUCCAUCGACGCGGCCGCGAGGAAACUGGAUGCGUUGAGGCCGCGACGACCGGCUGUUGUGCAGGAGACCGAUGACAGCCUGAACUUCGAUGAGAUGAUCCUGCAAGCGGCCAAAUCCAUCAUCGCUGCUACGUCAGCUCUUGUACGCGCCGCAUCCGCCGCACAGAGGGAGCUUAUCGACCAGGGCAAAGUAGCGCGUCGUCCGGCAGCGUCGUCCGACGACGGUCAGUGGUCCGAAGGACUGGUAUCCGCCGCAAGACUGGUAGCCGCCGCUGCCCAUGCAUUAGUAGAAGCAGCCAAUGCCUUGGUCCAGGGCGCAGCCUCUGAAGAGCGCCUUAUAUCUAGCGCGAGACAGGUGGCUGCGUCUACAGCUCAACUGCUGGUGGCUUGCAAGGUGAAAGCCGACCCCAGUUCGGAAUCGACCCGACGACUGCAGGCGGCCGGCGCGGAAGUCAUCCGCUCCACCGACGGGCUCGUGCGAGCCGCCAGGGACGCGAUACAUUGCGAGGAAGAACGUAGCCUGGUCCUCAACAGAAGAAUGGUGGGCGGCAUCGCGCAGGAGAUUGAUGCCAGGUCUGAAGUGCUACGAAUCGAAAAAGAAUUGGAAGAGGCUCGCGGUCGCCUCACCGCCAUCCGCCAAGCCAAGUACAAGCUGCGCGGCGACACUGACACUGACACCGAUACGGAGCAUUUGGACGCUUCCGAUGUUCGCCAGAGAUUCAAAACACCAAACAGCAGUUUCGCGAACACAACUUACAGUCCAAACAGUACAUACUCCAACCAGAACACCACAAACCUCACCACCACCACCCACAACUUAUCCCAGAACAUAUCCAACUUAAACCAGUCCAUCCACGGCUACCAACCCCCAAAGUCACCUUACGCACCAUCCCCUACUAGCCCUAACGCUCACAGCGCGAACGGAUACCAGAAUGUAUACAGCCAGAGGGACGAAAAGCAGUAUACUGUUCAGAGCCCGACCUUCACGAGUUUCAGGCCUCAGGAAGAACCGAAGCAGAAUUACGAAGGAUUUACCACACGCCAAGACUCCAGUAAUGACAGAACGAUGAUGCGUAAUAACAGCAUGGAUGCGAGCAUUGUAGUCAAGUCGUUACACCUACCGGAAGUGCGCACGGCCAAACUGGUCAGCGAGCCGGAGACCGUGCAGUAUAGAGCCGAGCGGGUUAACUACCGCACCGAAAGACCGCCGCCGCCGCCGCCCAGACGAGUCUCGCUACAAAAUUACGAGACUCGUCUGUACGACACGCCACGCCCCGUCAACGAGUACAAAAGGACUGAGGAAGAACAGAAGUACGAGUCUAGCCAAUACCAAUACACCAAAGAGAAAUACGGAUACGAUGCCCCCAAAGCGACUCCGAUGAGCCCUAAGUUCAACGCGAGAGAGCUGAAAUUUGACGACAAACCCGAACCGAUAUAUUCUUCUCUUAAAAAGCCUUCCACUCCAAAAUCUCCCUUCGACGGUGUUGGACAAACCUUCUCUGAACAUCAGGUCUCGACAGAAGCCAUCCCUGGUGGCACCAAACACUCAGAAUUCUCCGUCAAAAGCGAAUCCUACCAAAGCUAUCCAAAGACGGAGUACAUUAAAACAGAAUCGCGUCAAGAAACCAAGUCUCCGUUCACUACUUCGACGCCCGCCAAAGACUUCGAUUACCCCAAAACAUCCACUGAACUGGUCAAAGCUGCAACCCCAGACUAUGACAGGAUAUCGUCCCCGUAUGGAAAGGAGACGCACAGCUAUGGCGGCCCGAACUAUAUGGAAGAAACCACCACCGAAGUAAAAGAAAUUCCGAACGGAACGCAAAAGAUCACCACCACCAAAAUAUACAGUUCGUCGCCGGUUAACAUCACGAGCACAAACACGAAAUACGAACCAAUAAAACUGGAAGGCAUCGACGAACUAUCGAAAUCAUUCGACAACGACUCGCGUUACAGCACCUUAGACUCUAGGUUCAACACUUUAGAGUCCAAAAUGAGUUCUGACACCAGUCGCUCCUUCAUGAGACCCUCGGAGUUCCAAUCGUCGGACUACCAAUCGACGACUAAUGUCACUAAAGUCAAAAAACCGGAUUUGUCCAAAGAAAUCGACAGCUUAGACAAGAAAUUGUCUAAACAGACUAUAACAUCGGAGACAAUUGAAAGAAAGUCAGUUAUGACCAGUUCACAUAAGUCGGAGACGAGUUCGACCGUCACCAAAAAAUUCGGCAACUUUUAAGGUAUUUGUUGGUUCAAAUGUUGGCCCAACGUUGGGCGUGUGUGGCUUCUCACGGCUGUCAAAUUGACGCUUGCAUUUGUGCGUUGGACGAUGUGUCUUAUGAUGUUAAGCUUAAAGUGUAGUUUUCAAUGCACGUUUAGCUGUAGUUUGACAUUAACGUAUAUUCUUGCGUCUUGUUGAUUUAAGUCUCGAAAAUAUUUUAGUCCUAUAAUAUUAUUUUAAGUUGUAUCUCAGUACAAAAUAUGAAAUCGUCAGUUCAAUUCAUCAUUAAGCCAUAAUGGUGCUUGCCAUAAACAACAGCUGGUUUUUAUUGAAACAUAUUUUUAUACAAUAUUUUACUAAGUUUAAACAUUGCAUUUACAUUAAGUAUAGUAUAGUAAAAUGUCAGAAAUAAUUCGCAAGGAUAUACGUUCAGUUAGUGGAUAUAAAUGAUCUGCGGUGCUAAAUAGUUUUUAUUUAUUAUUUAUAUGUAUAAUAUAAUAUUAUUAUGUAGUAGAGAACGCAGUGCCUACGAUUGGCCUUAACUAAAGAGUAUGUUCGAUUUUAACAAUUAUAUUUGAAGUUAAAAUUUUUGUGAAUUUUAUACGGAUUUAUUAAGACCUGGAGCCACCGAUAUUUAUUUAUACAAAAAAUAUAAUUUAUCGUCUACAAACGAUUUAAUAAUGACGAUAAUGAUUGAAUUGAAGUAUAAUAAUAAAAUAAAAAGUAUAAACUCUAAAAAUUGUGGCUACUUUGGUAGACCAAAGUAGUUAGAACUAUGCUUGCCAAAUCAACUCAACUUUUAAACACUUAUAUAAUUUAAUGCUACUUAUCUGCAACUUACUUUUGUUCCUACUAUAAAAUUAAUAGUUGAAACCAUUUUUUUGUACGAAAGACUGAUUUGUAUUUCGUUAUUGGAUCUGACCUCCAUCUAUUAGCACAGCAAUCCAUUCACCUCUGUCAGUUGAACAGGGAUGUAAAGCUAAAAUAUUAUAAUACUUUGCAAAAUUUAUACACACUUCAGAAAGUCUUCUUUCUUCUUUAGUUCUUCAUUUAACACAAGAUUCAAACAAAUAUAGUUGUAAUUUGGCACGCAUAGUGUUAAACGAAUCACAAAGUGCUAACCCCGUUGGGGACCUUAUUCCUGAUGCCUUUCUUAAAAAUAUAUAUUUACUUAUGAUAUUGUUGGACAUUCUUAUGCCUUAUGUGUAGUAAGUCUACGGCUAGGAGCUUAUCAAUCCAAACUCACUUUACAUAGGUAAUAAGUAAACGAACACUUAUGAAUAAGUAUUUUUAAAAUAUGACUAACAUAAAAAGAUAGUAACUACUGAUAUUAUAUUGUUUCGUUGUCUUAUGUACAAACAUCAAUAAAAUAUAUCUAAUUUGGUUUGUGAACCAUUUUCAAGGCACUACAAAUAGUAAGUUUGUGACAUUUAUAUAAACUCUAUAUUUUUUUGUAAAGUGUAUGGAUUCAUAAGUUCCUAACUAUAAAGUUUGCCGAGCGUGCCAUUAAAAAAAAGUUUAUUUAUUUAAAUAUCGUGCCUUCAAAUAAUUAAUCGUAAAUGAAAUCUCCGUGGGGUAUAUACAAGUGACUAAAAAGAAACUGUGUAUUAAAUUGUCAAUUCAAGCGGUGACUGAUUGACAUUUCAAAUACACAAACUAUUUAUUAAUGAACUGGAUUUAUAUUUAAAUAUAAAUUAUAUUGCUUGUUAUAUACUCCAAAUGUAUAAUUGUACGAAAUAUGUGCCAUCGACCGCCAUGGUUAAUAAUACGUUGUAUAUAAACAUACUUGUAGUUAAGUAUAUUGUAGUAGUGAUCGUUUGGUGCAAUGUCUAUGAAACUAAACUUUUAACCAUUUACCCACUAAUGUACUUUUAGAUUGUAUACAUACUUAUAUAUUUAAUUGUACUAAAUUUUUAUAACAACUUAUAACAUGUAACAAUUGAUACGUAGAAAAAAUAUAAAAUUAACAAUGUUUAAAAAACGCACGUACAUUGUUCCGUUUUUUGAACGAUUGUCUUAAUUUUAUACAAUUAUUUAUACGUUUAAUUAGCGUUGUAGUAAUCUCAAAUUAUUUGAAAUAACGUAAUACUUAUAUUUGGGUUUUGUCGAAUGUAUUAAGUGUGUUUUUCUUUUUAUAGCACGAUUGUAACCGUGACGUCGACUGAAGUAGCCUGAACUUCAAGCUAAAUACAUUUUAAUGUAUAAAUUACACGAAAAUAUAUAAACAAAAUUUAGAUAUAUGAAGUGCCUUAGUUUUUUCGGCUUGAAAAAUAUAUGUUUCGAGUUUUUAUACAUUAUUUUGAUUUAUUGUAUAGAGAUGCCCGCGUAAGCGAUUCGUCCACUGAAGGUAUUGUAACACCAAUUGAAAUAGAGUAGAAUAUUAUUAUACAUAGUUGUAUGUAGCUUGUAAUAUAGGUAUAGUAUGGCUAUAUUAAUAUUUACUAUUCGCCCUUACGUAUAAAACAUCUAAACAAUACAAGUGAAUAUAAAUGAGCAGAAUAAUGUAGUAAAAGAAUUAUAUACAAUCUUAGAUUUGCAGAUCUCUAAAGUCAGCUUAGAUAUUGGCAACUAUAUAAAUAUAAUAAAUUAUUAAGUACUUAAGGGUGUUUAAAUGGGCUCUAACGUGUCUUAAUGUGCUGUAACUUGAUGUUUUAUAUAAUGGAAAAUGUAUGGUUCUCGUAGUACUAAUAUACUAUUAUAUUAUAUAAAUAUUCAAUGUAGUUUUUGAUACAUAUAACUAGAAUAAGAAUUUAUGAAUUACAUUUACUGUCAAUAUUUGAAAACCAAAUAAAAUUACUAAUCAUUCAUUUAUAUUAUAAUAUUCUUAUGUCUCGACUUCGAUUUAUUUUUGAUUAUUAAUUAAUUAUUGAUUUUGUUAAUAUUUUUUUGAGAUUUUAUUCGGUUCGGUGCAAGAAAACUUUUGUUGGGGCAUUGUACGGUCCGUAUGACUAUAUUUGUAUGUAAUAAACUUGACUAAUAUAA
This is a messenger RNA of Ostrinia furnacalis (Asian corn borer), 14362 nucleotides long. RefSeq names its product Talin_middle and talin-RS domain-containing protein rhea (gene rhea). Lineage: Eukaryota; Metazoa; Arthropoda; Insecta; Lepidoptera; Crambidae. Gene Ontology annotation, biological process: actin cytoskeleton organization; cell-cell adhesion. The coding region runs from base 386 to 11398 and encodes 3670 amino acids. The record is from RefSeq and is a predicted model, not a curated record. The transcript is spliced from 61 exons. Gene Ontology annotation, cellular component: ruffle; focal adhesion; cytoplasm. Gene Ontology annotation, molecular function: structural constituent of cytoskeleton; integrin binding; actin filament binding.